Molecule: messenger RNA, 1060 nt
Organism: Neofelis nebulosa (Clouded leopard)
Lineage: Eukaryota; Metazoa; Chordata; Mammalia; Carnivora; Felidae
Product: SIGLEC family-like protein 1
Exons: 4
Coding region: 45-608 (187 amino acids)
Biological process (GO): cell adhesion
Cellular component (GO): plasma membrane
Molecular function (GO): sialic acid binding
Source: RefSeq, a predicted model, not a curated record
ACUGUUCGUUCCAUGGGAUCCCUACACCCUCUGUGCAGUGGUUGAUGGAAGGUGUUCCUGUGGAUGUGAACAGCACAGACAACAUCUUCCAGGUGACUUCCACCAUAAUUGGCCCCUGGACCAACAGCACCAUCAGCCUCAUAGGGGAGCCAGAAAUAGUCAUGAGUCUCCGCUGUGAGGGGAAGAACCAGUAUGGAACCCAUACUUCAAGCAUCUUCCUCCUACCAGAUAAACGUUCAGUUUACAGUGUGUUCAUGAAGGGGCUGAUCCAGGGCCUUGUGUAUGGAUCCAUUGCGUCGGCACUGUUCUUCUUCUUCCUUGUCCUCCUUGCAAUGAAGAUUCUUAAAUGGUGGGAGGACAGUCACAUUCCCAAGGCCAGAGAGGCCCCAAUUAUCCAGAAGCCAGAGCUGCCGGAGGAGCCAGAAACAGCCGUGGAGUCUGAAGCCAAAACUCCUGGGCCUCAAUUGGAGGGCUCCCGAGAGAGGACAGACCAUGGACAGACAGACUCCCAGACGGAUCAAGACACACGCAUGGAUCGAAAAUGCGGAGACCGACCGGCCCAGCCCGACCUCACAGACCUACAGGGCAGGAGCAGCGACUUUGUCUGAGAAUCUAAGACCGGAGACCACCGCUAGGAGCUCACGCAUUCCCUGGGCAGACAUCCCCCAAAAGACUCCUAGGUGCUGGGCCUCUUGGUCAGCCCCCACCAGGGACACACCUGCUUCCUGCCCUUGAGCGACACGGUCUGGGCCGGCAGGCGGACGUGCAGGAGCACGGAGGAUGGACAGAGGAGCCUGGGGGGAGGCAGCGCUAGGAAAUGGGCUAAUGCUGUGGCAGAGGCCACACGGGCACUGUGACCCAGAACGACAGUCACCCUCCUGAGGCCUCGGGCACUACCAAGCAAAUCCGCCCUCGGCGGCGUUCUGCAGAGAGAAACAGGGAGCUGUGGGAGGGAAGCGCCCGAAACACUAAAGAAGCCCCAGAGGCCUCUCUGCAGGGACACUGGGGAUCAUGAAGCCCGUCCUCCACACCCCCACAUUUCAAACGGGGAAACCGAGCC